Messenger RNA from Caenorhabditis briggsae, 873 nucleotides. NCBI's taxonomy places the organism in Eukaryota, Metazoa, Nematoda, Chromadorea, Rhabditida, Rhabditidae. Bases 1 to 873 code for a protein of 290 amino acids. The transcript has 4 exons. The record is from RefSeq and is a predicted model, not a curated record.
AUGGAUACCUACAAUCCAUUCAACAGAGACGUUUUUGAGAUGGCAAGGGCAAAGAAUUGGCCUGCUCCAAUCAACUAUGUGGAAGUAUCCGAAGUGCCGGUUCUCCUCAGAGAUAAAAUUCGGUUCAAGAACAAUUCGAAGAAAAUAUUGGACUUCCGUCUCAUUUUCAGAAGUCCUGAAGGAGCUCGAGAAAUCACCGUCUCUAAUCCAGAAGGUAUUACUUCCGAGAAAGAAUUCGAUUUCCGAAUUUAUGUGACGAGUGACAUGAUUCAUGAAACCGCCUGCAAAGUAAUGAAAUGGGUGCAUUAUAAUAUGUACAUUGCGGCGAAGGAAUACGAUGAUGCGUAUAACUUUGUUGCAUAUCAUGAGAAACUCAUUACGAGCAUCGUAUUUCGAGACGCCCAGGAAGAAUAUGAAAUGGAAAUUGCCACACCGUCGGAAUCGCAGCAGCCAGGACCUUCUCAACUGGACCAGCCGAACCCAGGAAUCAUUUCUGCCAGAAAAAGCAAUGCGGCAGGAAACGGAGAAGGAUCUGAAAACUCCAAAAAGAGAGCCAUGGACUGCGAUAGAAAGUUGAUGAAAGGCGAUGGCUAUUAUAAAUGGAGAAAUAAGAAUAUUUUCUACAAAGCAAUGGCUGGAGGACUCUUUGAUGUGAAAUGGACAGAUGAUAACCGGGAAGAAAAGGGAUGUAUCACAUGUUCGGAACUCUCCAGUGUCAUUGGAAAAGCAAAAAAGGAGAUUGUUGAGCAAAUAAGGGCAUACAAACCCAGGGGGGUGGAGAAUACACUGGAGUUUUCUCAUUUCUUCUUUGAAACAUGUCCUCAUUUGGAAUGUGUUGAAUGGCGAUUUCUUUUGGUGAAAUUGGAGAUUUAA